Siniperca chuatsi (mandarin fish) is the source of this 4439-nucleotide messenger RNA. It is a transcript of the gene mmrn2a, whose product is annotated as multimerin 2a. Gene Ontology annotation, molecular function: protein binding. Bases 291 to 3062 code for a protein of 923 amino acids. The transcript has 11 exons. The record is from RefSeq and is a predicted model, not a curated record. Lineage: Eukaryota; Metazoa; Chordata; Actinopteri; Centrarchiformes; Sinipercidae.
GAUGUGGACGGGAGCAGACAUGACAGCGGUGGGAGAACUGGUGCUGGUACUGGGCUUACUGGUGAGCGCUCGCUGUGAGGUGAGAGCACGAGACCCCGAGGUGGAGGAGGAGGAGGAGGAGCUGGGAGGAAGCAGCAGCAGGAGGAGGAGGAGGAGGAGGAGCGCUGUUCCCCUCCCACCUCGAGAGGCUUCACCCCAGGGUGACAGAGACCCCCCCGCCGGGCGAGAGAGGGAACUACCCAGCCCGAACCGGGAACUGGUGUGCGUUCGUGCAUAAGCGUGUGGUUACCAUGGCGAUGGCGUGCGGAACAGAGAAGUACACCAUCAAGUCUCAGAGUCCGUGUCCCAGCGGGACGCCCGACUGUCAGCUGGUCAUGUACAAGCUGUCCACCCGGCCGAUCUACAGGCAGAAGCAGCAGGUCUUCACCGCUCUGCUGUGGCGCUGCUGUCCAGGACACGGAGGAGACAACUGUGAGGACACAGUCUCGGACGCACAGCCGGAUUCUGGAAGCUCGGCUCUGAUUGGAGGAUCCGAAACGGCGAGAACGGAGCUCCGCGCUCCAGACGUCCAGCUGGAGCGAGGCGACCCCAACCGCGAACAGAACGACCACCAGGCGUCCGUCAGCGCGCUGCACGACACCGGCUACCCGGACAACCAGCACAACGCCACGCACCCCGCCCUGGACCCGGGCCACGCCCACAACCCCCAUCACACGUCACACCACCAUCACGACCACCGGCAGCAGGAACACCACCUUCCUGUUGUAGAUGAGGUGGAUGUGGCCGCCCUCCCGUACCUAGAAGCCCCCGCCGCCCUCCCCGUUCCCCACAUGAUGGCCCUGGUCAUGUCCCAGCUGCAGCCGGUCCUGGAGGGCUUCAACCGCUCACUGGAGCACCUGAGCCGGCAGGUAGGGGACCUGGCCCGUGACGUGGCCCAGCUGAAGAGCAGCCAGCUGGGGACGGAGCUGCAGGCGGGGCCCCGGGACGGCACCGAGCUUGACGAGGCAACGGAGGAGCGCUUGGACGCCAAACUGGAUGAGGUGUUUCAGCACGUCAGGGAGGUCCGGAGGCAGAUGGAGAGCCAGCGGACAGACGUGGAGAACAGGCUGCACUCCCAGCAUGCAAUGCUGCACUACAACCUCACCAGCUUUAAGACGGACAUUGACAUGAAGCUGAAACGCCACCAGAAGAUGCUGCAGGUCAGCCUGCAGGCCAUGAACGCCACGCUGGCUGAGCUGAGGCUGGACCAGGAUCAGACCACAGAGGAUCACCUGGAGGAGCACCUGCCCCCCCCCCGCCCGCCGCAGCCCUCGGACACCUCUGCGCUGUGGGAGGCCAUCGAACGCCUGGACGACAUGGUGGUCAACAACACAGUGAAGGUCGCUGGGCUGCUGGAGGACGUGGAGGUGACCUCGGGGGACGUCCAGCAGCUGAGGCGGGACGUUAAGGAGCUGGAUAAGCAGAUCAACCAGACGGCCCGGACCAGUCAGAUCCAGUUCAUGGAGACGGGGCUGGAGGUGGAGGCGGCGAGGGAGGCGGUGCUGAGGCAGGUGGGCGAGCUGGCGGGGAACCUGAGUCAGCAGGACGAGCGGCUGCAGGAGAUGGACGUGGACGUGGACUACGUGUACUCCGUCCUCUACAAGCACAACUCGUCUGGAGACUGCGACUGCAAGGGGCUGAAGGCCGCCGUGGCUCGACUGGAGAGGGGCGUGGCCAACGUGACGGAGCUGGCCAAUGAGAACCGGUUAGCCCUGGACGAUACCAGCGAGGUGGGGGCCAGCGACUGGGAGCCGGCGGUGGAGGCGCUCCAGCGUGGCCUCCAGCAGGUGAAGGAGUCUCUGACCUCGGAGCAGACCAGGACCAGUACUCUGGACCACAGCCUGUCCCAGCUGAGCAGCUCGGUGACGGUCGGUCUGGCUGAGGUCUCCGGUCUGAAGGAGACCGACAGGAAGCUGCUGGAGGAGAUGCAGCACCUGUCCGGCUCCUUCGCCUCUCUUCUGAACGACGCCAUCCGACACAGCGACGUGCUGGAGCUGCUGCUGGGGGAGGAGGUGCUGGAGUUCCUGGAGUGGCCCGUCCAGGACCAGGAGGCCCACUCCAUCCCGGCCCUGCAGGAGCAGCUGAGGCACCUGCAGGAGCAGCUGCGAGGACACAACCUGAGCAUCACCUCCCUGCUGGGCAACAGGCCGGGAGGCCGAGAGGAGGUACCGUCUGCUGACCAGCCCUCCUCGCACCUCCUCCCUGACGACUGGCCCCCGGCUGGCAGCGCGAGGAGGAGCAGCGGUAGAGUUCCAGCCCGGGAGCGUCAGCUGCUCCUCCACCCCGAGGGGAGGCGCCCGGAGCACGGAGGAGACGGCAGCGACCUGUGGAACCUGGAGAAACUCGUGGAGGAGCUGGGGCUGAAGGUGCUCCGGCUGGAGGAGAAACACUGCAACGCUUCUGCUGCGAGAGAGGCCAAACUGCAGGCGGAGGUGACGUGGCUGAAGAGAGGGCUGGAGGAGCAUCUCAGGGUGUUCAAGAACGUCUUCAGUAAUGCUGACGUGCUGGCGGGAUCCGACGCCACGCUGGAGCUCGAUAAACUGUGGCAGCUGCUGAAGAACAAAGAGAAGAAGAGAGGAGGAGGGAACCAUCGCAGCAGGAGGGAUUCAUCAGGUGGAGGUGUUGUUCCUGUCCCGUCCAGCCUAUCAGAGGACUCUCUGCUGGUUGCGGCUGGAUCUCCUCUAAGCAUCUCGAAAGGCGUCAUCGUGUUGGAAGCAUCUCUGAACCGGGGUCAGUUUUACUCCAACGCCGGCACCUUCACAGCUCCGGCGAGCGGGAUCUACCUGUUCGUCCUCACCUUGGACCUGAGGCCGGGCCCCGCCCACGUAGUCCUGAGGAGGGGGUCGGGUGGGGCUCUGGUGUCUCUACACCGACAGGAGGUGACGGAGGCAGGGCCGGUCUCCGGCGUGGGCCUCGUACUGCUGAGCGAGGGGGAGGAGGUGAGGCUGGAACUGAAGGCAGGAGCGUGGGCGGAGUCAGAGGACAACGUGUUCACCGUACUGCUGCUCCACCGGACCACCUGAGGGCGCUGUGGACCAAUCAGCUGACGGCUGGAGAAAAGACACUGAUCAGAGACUCUGGGAGGGGCGGAGUCACCGAGGCCACAGUCAGAAUUUGUUUUGAAACACAUUCGAAAUGAGAAUUUAACAUUUUCUGAAUUCCAGCUGGUGGAGGUUUUAUUCCAAAGCACCUUACAGUAUCAUUAAUAUUUAACUUGUGUUGGGUUCAGAGGGAAUCAAACCCUCAAACCACCAGUCAGUUCUGAUAAAUCUGCGGGCUGCAGAUUAGAGUUUGAGCUCCACAAACGUCUCAAGCUGAAAUCUUGACCUCCGGCUAGAAGAUGUCUGGAGGAAAUUUCAAAAACAAGCAAACUAAGAUGAAACUGAUCUUCCUACUCGCGUUAACUUCAAGUGAAGCCCCAAAUUAAAGCAUGUGUUUCCUUGUUUCAGUACAGAGCUGGAGUCAGGAUGUUAUUAGCCUAGCUUAGCAUAAAGACUAGAAGCAGGCAGAAACAGCUAGCCUGGUUCUGUCCAAAGUUCAGAAACACACUAAUCAACACCUCUAAAGCUCACCUGUUAACACGCUGUAUCUCAUUUGUACACUAACAGAAAUGUAAAGACCGCAAUUUGUGGUUUUAGUGGGAGUUACUGUACGUGCUGGAACUAUUUCUUGACAAACAACAAUGUAUCCAUCCGCCUAGUACUUCUGUGCAGUGGCUCUGAUCACUGACCGUAUUUUGCAACCCGUGUUGUAGCCGCAGGUUUUAGUUUUCAAUCACGUGGCAUCCCCUAAAACCACAAUUUUACAUUUCUGUUUGGACAGAGCCAGGCUAGCUGUUUCCCCCUGCUUCCAGUAUUUAUGCUAAGCUAAGCUAAGCACGUCCUGACUCCAGCUCCAAAAACCCAAAAAACAAUGACGUUAUUUACUGUCUGUAGAAGGAAAAGAACGGUUACUAAGUGCUCCUCAGUAAACUAUACAGCCUGACUGCUGCCCAGAGAAUUGAACCCGUGAUACCUUUUUCUUCUUCAUGAGUAUUUGACUGAUGUAGUUACUUACUGUUACACUUAACUCUGAUUGGAUGUGCUGUUGACCCUGCGGUGUCACUUUAACCUGAAGUCCUGAUCCAUCAUCAGCUUCUUCCCCUCAUCUUUAUCUUCAGCUUCUAUCUGAGGAGGGUAAAAGCUGAACUUCACAUCAAUGUAAAACUCAUCUUCUCUGGCUUGUAAGAUACAAAUAUUUUCUUUAUGUAAUGUUUGUAAAGUACCGACAUAAAUUACGUAAAAACACUCAGAGCAGUGUGUAUUUAUAUAACAGCUGAGCCGUUUGUUGGAAGCGUGUUUACAUAAAAGUCAGAUGCUGUCACCAGCCUGUAACUCAAUAAAAAGGUUUUAUCUACACAA